AGGUGUUAGGGCAUUACAUUUGUCUUCAGUGAUGUCAUGUUAUCAUCAAAAUAGUGUAUUAAUAUUGCUAUAAGUGCAUAUUUAAGGACUACAAUGGACUACCAACACAUCUGUUUCAUUUUUACUUGCAGUUUAGUUUCUGCACGGGAUGUGAAAUAUCUACUGAAGGGUCAGGCGAUAACCUUGGGACCUUCAAAUUAUCGACAGCCAACUGAAAUAUACUGGACACGUCAUGUCUACGACAUUGUAAUUUUUGAUGGCACCAUGGAGACUGUGGCCCCUACAUACGAGAACAGAAUCCUUCUGGACAGGAACUCUGCAGUACUGACCAUCAAACAGGCCACUUAUGAAGACAGUGGAAACUAUGACCAGGAAGUCAGAGUCAACAAGAAGCUCUAUCACAAUGCGUAUAAAAUUGAGGUUAUAGACAAAGUAUCCAAACCCAACAUAAGUUGUGAGAUGAUUGACACAUACCAGGCGACGCUCGUGUGCUCAACAGAGUCCAAACAUUCUCCUUUAUUAAAGUUUAAGUGGAGAUCAGGUGGAAAUGAGCAAACUGGACCAAAUUUAACAAUAACUCUCAGGAAGUUUCUUAAUCAUCAAGUUUAUAUUUGUGAGGUCAGCAACCCUCUGACCAUUGAAAUGGCUACAAUCACUGCUAAGGACUGCUUAUCUGGCAAAUUAACUGUUGCUGAAAUGGUUGUCAUCAUCACUUCCAUUGUUGCACUCGUGUUUAUUGGGCUCUGCAUCUUUUUGGGAUUCUACAAAAAACGUCAAGCAGAAGAUGAAUAUUUACAAAAUAGAAGGAUAGAGAUGAGGUUAUACAACAUCAACAAUCCCAACGAGUUAUGGUUUUUGGACUCAUAUGACGAACUGACGACAUAUGGUAUUACAAUUAGUGCCUGCACUGACUUAUUUAGUGACACCAUAUUGUGGAUUGAAGCAGACAAUAACAACGGUGAUCCUUCAGUAUUUCUCAACCACUUCCUGGACACAGUGACUCGUAUUGGAGGUUGUCCACAGCGACUGCUGGCCAAAUCAAGUAGAGAAAAUAAACACAUCACAGAAGCGCAAACUUUCCUGCGUAGGAAUCAUACAGACUGUUAUGCUGGGGAGGACAGUGUGAAGGAUGGAUUCAGCUUGAGCCGUCACAGGUGGUUACACACAUGUACGCCAUGGAAGUUCUGUUUUGCAAAUCUCGGAGAAUUAGGACAAUUCACAGGAAACGAUUUGGACAAGAACCUCAUACAGUUCUGCUUCCUCCACAUCAUCCAGCUAGCUAGCUGCUAAGCUAGCGCGGAGAAAGGCAGCGCCGGUCAGUAAGAAGCUACUCCUACAGACCGCGACCACUUCCCUGAGGACAGCAGGAACUUCACUCGGUGACAGAAAACACUGUGAGUAAUGGCUUCCUGCGCGUCUUGCACCAUACUCACGGAGAGGUUGGCUCUGCUAGAGGGCCGUGUCCGCCAGUUAGAGCAGAGUAAUGUCGUAACUUUAGAUGUUGCGGACACAUCUGCUAGCGUUAGCUGUAGCGAGCUAACUAGCCCAGCUUGUAGCAGUCCUAAGCGGCCUACAAGCUACGGUGUACCGGUUGAGACGCAUAAUAGAUUUAGCUCUUUAGCUAGUCCUACACCCCAGUCUAUCGGGCACCACACCUUAGUUAUAGGGGACUCCAUCACCCGAAACAUAAAGCUUAGCAAACCAGCCACAAUAAAGUGUAUCCCCGGGGCCAGAGCACCUGACAUUGAAGCUAAUCUUAGGGAGCUAACUCGCAACAGGCCUAGUAAACACGUACGACAGGCUAAUCGCACCACUAAUUAUGCGAAUAUAGUUGUACACGUUGGCUCCAAUGACACUAGAAUGAGACAGUCAGAGAUUACAAAGAGAAACAUAGCCAGGACUUGUGAUCUCGCCAGAAAGAUGUCCAGGCAUCGAGUAAUUGUCUCUGGCCCCCUGGCUGCGAGAGGCAAUGAUGAGAGAUAUAGCAGAUUAGUCUCGCUUAACAAGUGGUUGGCUAGCUACUGUAGGCAGCAGGGACUAACGUUUAUUGAUAACUGGCCCUCUUUCUGGGGCAAACCAGGCUUGCUGAUGAGAGACGGCCUUCACCCUAACCAGGAAGGCGCCAUCAUCCUGUCUAGAAACAUAGACUACUAUUUAAGUCUCACUUGACUGACUACACUAGAGCAAGCCCGGUCACAGGCAAUUACAAUGUCUGUUAGUCCGGGUGAGGAGUCAGUUAAGCUAGAACUAGCCAGCGCCAGGCUGGAUAAUCCAUGUACGCAUAGCAAUUCUCUUAGAAUAAUUCACAAUUCACAUAAUGUUUUUUCUGUUGUGUCUGUGUCAGAGGUGGACAUGCAUUCUACUGAGGUGGCAAAUUAUGAUAUGUCCAGUCUAUUGCAGCACCAAGCAAACAAUCGGAAAAUUCCCGUCAUAUCAAUUCCUAGAUAUGGUCGAAACUAUUUAAAGUGCACUACGCAUAAUAAACGCAACAUUGUUAAUAUUGCCACUACGGAUAAUCUUAACAAAAACUCGUCAAAAGAGCCCAAUACCUAUAAUAUGGGCUUUUUAAACAUAAGAUCAUUGUCUCCCAAGGCGUUAUUGGUUAAUGAGGUCAUUAGAGACAACAAUCUUAACGUCAUUGGUCUUAGCGAAACCUGGCUCAAACCGGACGAAUUUUUUGCGCUCAAUGAGGCAUCUCCUCCUAACUAUACGAAUGCGCAUGUUGCCCGCCCUCUUAAAAGGGGAGGGGGUGUCGCACUAAUAUACAAUGAAAAUUUCAACCUUACCCCUAACCUAAAUAAUAAAUAUAAAUCGUUUGAGGUGCUUACUAUGAGGUCUGUCACACCGCUACCUCUCGACCUGGCUGUUAUCUACCGCCCCCCUGGGCCCUAUUCGGACUUUAUCAGUGAAUUCUCAGAGUUCGUUGCUGAUCUAGUGACGCACGCCGACAAUAUAAUCAUAAUGGGGGACUUUAAUAUCCAUAUGAAUACCCCAUCGGACCCUCAGUGCGUGGCGCUCCAAACCAUAAUUGAUAGCUGUGGUCUUACACAAAUAAUACAUGAACCCACGCAUCGCAACGGUAAUACAAUAGAUCUAGUGCUUGUCAGGGGUGUCACCACCUCCAAAGUUAUGAUACUUCCAUAUACUAAAGUAAUGUCCGAUCAUUACCUUAUAAAAUUUGAAGUUUUGACUCUUUGUCAACAAGCUAAUAAUAAUAAUAACUGCUAUAGCGGCCGCAACAUUAAUGCUGCCACAACGAUGACUCUUGCUGACCUACUGCCUUCGGUAAUAGCACCAUUCCCAAAUUAUGUCGGCUCUAUUGAUAAACUCACUAACAACUUUGACGAUGCCUUGCGCAAAAUUAUUGAUAGUAUAGCACCGCUAAAGCAAAAAAGGGCCCCUAAAAGGCGCACCCCAUGG
Entelurus aequoreus (snake pipefish) is the source of this 3420-nucleotide messenger RNA. RefSeq lists its product as uncharacterized. The record is from RefSeq and is a predicted model, not a curated record. NCBI's taxonomy places the organism in Eukaryota, Metazoa, Chordata, Actinopteri, Syngnathiformes, Syngnathidae. The transcript has 6 exons. Bases 94 to 1290 code for a protein of 398 amino acids.